CUUCUACAUACAAUAUCAUGAGCGUUGGGCUGGCAGUGACAGGACACUUGGAAGCCGACGGGAAAUCCGUGCGGUUCUACGUUGAGAUGCAAAGCGACGCUUUCCGCUUCAGCUUGAACGGGCGAUACUCGGAACUGCGCCAGCUGCACACGACCCUCCUGCACACACUUCGCGCGCUGGACAAGUCCCUCGUUCUGCCAUCGUUCCCGCCCAAGCACGUCCUCGAGGACAUGCGCCGUCGAACGAAGAUUGCGCAACGAGAAGCAGAACUCUUCGAGUACUACACGCUUGUGGCCACAAACUCCAUCGCGGUGGACUGGCUGGCGUCCCAGUAUGCCGCUCGAUCCAAUUUGGCACCAGAGGACAGGGUGAAAGACGGCGUCGAGUUCACACCUCCCCAGGCCCUGAAGCAGCGAAGUUCUCGUCGAAGUCGACGAAGCACCAACCAACCAUCGCUGAUGUAGUACAGUACUAGCGAAACGAUAUUAAAUAUACUAAUUUACUGCCCACAUGCUACUACUC
This is a messenger RNA of Aphanomyces astaci, 522 nucleotides long. RefSeq lists its product as hypothetical. Bases 18 to 464 code for a protein of 148 amino acids. Lineage: Eukaryota; Oomycota; Saprolegniomycetes; Saprolegniales; Verrucalvaceae. The record is from RefSeq and is a predicted model, not a curated record. Gene Ontology annotation, molecular function: phosphatidylinositol binding. The transcript has a single exon.